Messenger RNA from Pygocentrus nattereri (red-bellied piranha), 2574 nucleotides. It is a transcript of the gene kctd12.1, whose product is annotated as potassium channel tetramerisation domain containing 12.1. Gene Ontology annotation, biological process: regulation of G protein-coupled receptor signaling pathway; protein homooligomerization. Gene Ontology annotation, cellular component: postsynaptic membrane; presynaptic membrane. NCBI's taxonomy places the organism in Eukaryota, Metazoa, Chordata, Actinopteri, Characiformes, Serrasalmidae. The transcript has a single exon. Gene Ontology annotation, molecular function: protein binding. The record is from RefSeq and is a predicted model, not a curated record. Bases 65 to 940 code for a protein of 291 amino acids.
AAAAAGCACCUCGUAGCUCACAGUUUCGAGAGGCUCACUUGCUGGAGCUGCUGCAGUAGAAGACAUGGCUUUAGCAGACCCGGAGCGUGGUGUGUCCGGCGGCGCGGACUCUCCGGCCCCGUUCACUGAGAUUAUCGAGCUGAACGUGGGCGGACAGGUGUACGUGACCAGGCACAGGACUUUGGUGGCCGUGCCGGACUCUCUGCUGUGGAGCAUGUUCAGCAAGAAGACGCCGCGGGAGCUGGCGCGGGACAGCAAGGGGCGCUUCUUUUUGGACCGGGACGGCUUUCUCUUCCGCUACAUCCUCGACUACCUGCGGGACCUGAACCUCGUCCUGCCCGACUAUUUCCCGGAGAAGAGCAGACUGCAGAGGGAGGCGGACUUCUUCCAGCUGCGCGAGCUCUCCAAGCGCCUGAGCCCCAGAGUGAGUAAGGAGAACUCCAUCAGCGAGGAGCUGUGCCACAGCGACUGGGACGAGGCGCCCGCGCAGGGCACGGCGGGGAACAACGGGCCGGGGGGCGCGCUGCUCGCGCCUUCGCCCUCUCAGUCCGCCUCCCCUUCGCUCUCCCAGGAGAACAAGAAGUCCGGCUACAUCACGGUGGGGUACAGGGGCUCCUACACCAUCGGGCGAGACAUCCAGACCGACGCCAAGUUCAGGCGCGUGGCGAGGAUCACCGUGUGCGGCAAGACGUCUCUGGCCAAAGAGGUGUUCGGGGAGACCCUCAACGAGAGCAGAGACCCCGACAGGCCUCCAGAGAGGUACACGUCGCGCUAUUACCUCAAGUACAAUUUCCUCGAGCAGGCGUUUGACAAACUGACAGAGUUCGGCUUCCGCAUGGUCGCGUGCAGCUCCACCGGCACGUGCGCGUAUUCCAGCAACGAGCCGAGCGAGGACAAAAUCUGGACGAGCUACACGGAGUACGUGUUCUGUCGAGACUGAGCUGGACACUCGUGUCAUACUGUGGAGUCACGGGCAGCAGGCUAGCUCCUCCACAUCUGUCCAGAUGUUGUGCUCUUUUGGCUAGACGGCUUUGCUUAAAGGGAAAUUCCACCAGUCUUUCAAGAUUUCUCCACAAUCCAGGUGUCCUUCAGAGUGGUUUGAUGUGAAAUGAAGCACUUCAGAGAAACUCACUGACUUAGAUUUCCUUUACAGCAGGGGGGCAAAACCCUGGUCCUGGAGUUUGGUGAUCUCACACCAACUCAACUCCUCUGUUCAUUGCUUGGGUUAGUGAGUGUUUUGGAGCAGGACAACCACCAAACUGUGCAGGACAUCAGACAUCCAGGACCUGAGAUGUGCACCCCAGCUUGACAGUGAUAGAGUGAUGGGAUUCCCUAAAUAUAACUGUUUUAUUGGACCUGCACUUGAGUUUUUAUCUGUAAGGAUAAUACAGUAAAUCUGUUUUCUUUGGAGUUUCCCUCACUACACCCUGCAUGUUCCUCUGCACCACAAAUUAAUUUAAUAAAAUACAUUGUAGGCCAAAGUGUUCCACCAAAGCCAUCAUAAAACAAUAUCUCAGGCAUCAGGCAAUAUAUUCAUAACAAUUUCAUGUAGCAACUUACUGUGAUGUAGCUUUUAGAGGCAUCAAACACAUCAGACGUUUGGUUCUUAUCACAACCACCGUGAACAAUUCUGACUUUGUUGGUUUCUCCAGAAUGAGGCAUGUCAAAUCAGACCACUCUGAAUGACUUCAACAUCUCAACUAUGUAUUUAUGCAGAAAUUUUGAAAAACUUGGUGGAUUUUUUCUUUAAAUUUAAAAGCUGAAAAGUAACUGAGUGGCCAUUAUGCGCACAUUAUUAAAAGACUUCUGACAUUAAAUUUUUUCUGUCUUUAUUAUUUCAUAAGGCACUGGCUCAUUGGCUGAGGAGGACUUGUUUUUACAGCUCGACUGCUUACAGCAGCUCUUCAGGGCACAUACACAACAGAGCCAGUAUGACAAACAUUUUUAUUAUGAGAGUGUGACUUAACAUUUGAUUAUGCAUGUGCUGUCAUACCAGUAAAGGACUAAAGUAUUUAAUGGUAUGUAACAAAACCAAAAUAAAUACCUAAGACGUAGAUGAAUGUUCAUAGCUGUGCUUGGAAGGCAAAAGGAAAGAAAAUGUCUCUUGGGAUAAUGAUGCACUGAACUGGAAACAGCUUGAUAGAGCAGGAUUUCAGUAUCUGUGAAAGACAUACUCAAAUCCCUUUUGUGCUUUAGAUCUGCUCUAUCUGAUGUUAAUCAGACUGGUAGUCUUAACUCGCAUGCUCUUUUCCACCAUGAGGCAGUUUGGUCUUAUUUCUUUAUGUUUAUUAUUUAUUUGUUCAUUUAUAGCUGGGAUAGGCUCCAGCAAACCCCCGCAACCCUGAGGGAGAAGCGGCUUAGAAACUGUGUGUUCAUUUUGCACUGUUUGCUGUGACUUGGUAGAAAUUACAGGUGUCUCACACAUUUUGCACAUUUUUGGUAUCUAAACUAAGGGAUUUAUUCCAACUGUCUUUUGGUUUCCAUGUACAGCUGUUAAAGUUUGUGCUCUAUCCUAUGUAAGCUUCUUUUACCUGUUCUAUGUGCAGUGUGUUUGAGAUAAAUUAAAUAAAAUUA